Messenger RNA from Micropterus dolomieu (smallmouth bass), 607 nucleotides. Its product is annotated as arf-GAP with Rho-GAP domain, ANK repeat and PH domain-containing protein 3-like. The transcript has 4 exons. Lineage: Eukaryota; Metazoa; Chordata; Actinopteri; Centrarchiformes; Centrarchidae. The record is from RefSeq and is a predicted model, not a curated record. Bases 173 to 532 code for a protein of 119 amino acids.
CGAGGAAAUAAUGACGCUUUUAUCCAGAGUGACUUACCGUUGCUCAGAGGUCGCGCGCCUUUUGGAGCAACGAGGGGUUAAGUGUCUUGAUCAGCGACACAUUAGUGGACGUGUCACAGUCGGGAAUUGAACCCAAAGGCAUGCGUCUGGUCCACUGCUCCAUCACCACCCAAUGACAUCACAUCUUAGACUUAGAGAGAUUUUUAUCACUGAUCGAGCAGCGGGUGAAAUUUGGUGGGGAUUCACAGUGAUGUCAGACAAACACCAGCUGUUUCUGUGCUGCAGCCGUGAGGCCGAGCUGUGGGACUGGAUCACCGGCUUCCUCAAAGCUCAGAACGACGACCCGGGCCCUCCGGUGCUGAGGCGCCACUCCUCGUCAGAUAUCUCCAAGCAGAAGUUCGGCACGAUGCCGCUCGUCCCCAUCAGAGGAGACGAGAGCAACAGCAGCAUGCUGUCGGCCAAUCAGACGCUGGUCAGGCUGCGCUCCUUCCAACCUUUGAGCGUGAUGAUGACUUCCUGUGGAGAAAUCUAAUCAAAGACGAGCCGCUGACAAAAAUAAAACAAAUUUAAACACGAAUUUAACACAAUAAAACAGGAAAAACCAAAA